Messenger RNA from Ceratitis capitata (Mediterranean fruit fly), 1309 nucleotides. RefSeq lists its product as uncharacterized. Bases 103 to 1179 code for a protein of 358 amino acids. Gene Ontology annotation, molecular function: single-stranded DNA endonuclease activity; RNA endonuclease activity; nucleic acid binding. The transcript has 2 exons. The record is from RefSeq and is a predicted model, not a curated record. Gene Ontology annotation, cellular component: nucleus; mitochondrial inner membrane. NCBI's taxonomy places the organism in Eukaryota, Metazoa, Arthropoda, Insecta, Diptera, Tephritidae. Gene Ontology annotation, biological process: apoptotic DNA fragmentation.
AUUGAAACAAGUAAAUAUGAAAAUACGUUUGAUCAUGCCAAUAAAAUUAAUAUAAGUAACAUAAUAAAUAUUAAUAACGACACAACAGAUCGUUCGCCAAUCAUGAUAAUAGCCAAUGAGAAUAUGCGGCUAAUACCUAAUCGAGAUGGUGAUAUUUCAUUACCAAUUGGAGCGAAAGUUUGCUUCUACUGCACACCAAGUGGGUUUAAGACAACUUCUGGCAACAAAAUCGAAGCAGAAUUUUUGGGAGACCAAAAAUUUUCAUUCAAUGGCGAAACUCAAAAAUUUUCUGAAUUUGAAUGCAAAGACAUACCAAUGCCGACAAGCAAAUAUAAAGACGAUUUGAUUGAGUUUACGUAUGAUCUAAAUGACGGAAAGUCAAUCCCUGUAAUGACUUUGUCAUUUGAUCGUAAUAAUUACACAACACUUUAUGUAAAAUAUAAAAUAUAUCCAGCUACGAUGAACUGUAAAAAAAAGGUCAAAGGCAAAGAAUUUACUGCGGACCCCAAAUAUUUCGACAAUAUAAACAUAAAAAAUUCUUUAAAACUUUCAAAAGUUGAAAAAGAAUUUUGUGAAAUAUUAAACUACAAUUCAGAUGAGAUUAAAAUUUAUUUAAAUGAUAAACAACGCAUAACAAGGGGCCAUAUGGCACCCAAAUUUGAUUUCAUAUUUAGUGGAGAUCAAAAAUCCACUUAUAAUCAUUUAAACGUUUGCUUUCAAUGGACAUCAGUAAAUAAUUGCAAUUGUUCGGCUAUCGAAGAGGGUAUACGCGCAUAUUCAAAUGAAAGUAAUGCGAUCUUUACCUGUUAUUCCGGUAGUAUGGGCGUUUGCACGCUUCCCGACAGAGAUGGUGUGCCUAAAGAACUAUACAUCAAAUGUAAUAACGAUGUAAAAAUACCGGUACCAAAAUUUAUUUAUCGGAUGGUCAUCAACGACGAGCGAUGCGAAGGCAUUGUGUUUUUGUCUAUUAAUAAUCCACAUUUGAAAGAAGACUUCGACAGAGAAUACGUAAUUGGCAACGAUGUUGGCAAUCAAAUCGAGUGGAUUAAAUGGGAUCGCAAAAACAUAAAAAAGGGCUACUCAUAUGCCAUUUCGGUGUCGGAUUUUAUUGCGGCCGCAAAGGAUUUUCCACUCAAGAAUCUAAAUACCACUGGUCUGUUGGGUGUCCAAUCCAUUUAAUAUUUGCAUCAAAUGGAAAUAACACUUUAUAGACCUGGUCUUAAGCUUGCUGCUUCAUAAAUGUCUAAUUCUUAGAAAUAUUAAUUAUAAUAAUAAUUAUUAAUUUUUUACAUAUCAAUUUAAAUUUAGA